Aethina tumida (small hive beetle) is the source of this 745-nucleotide messenger RNA. RefSeq names its product superoxide dismutase [Cu-Zn]-like. Gene Ontology annotation, molecular function: copper ion binding. The coding region runs from base 1 to 690 and encodes 229 amino acids. NCBI's taxonomy places the organism in Eukaryota, Metazoa, Arthropoda, Insecta, Coleoptera, Nitidulidae. Gene Ontology annotation, biological process: removal of superoxide radicals. The transcript is spliced from 3 exons. The record is from RefSeq and is a predicted model, not a curated record.
AUGUUGAAAAUGCACCGAGUGUCGUUCUUCGUUUGGGCGGUGCUGCUUUCGGUCGGGGCGCAGGAUUUGGGCGACAAUGUGGCGGCGAACAAUUUGUUUCCGGCGUCCCAAAUCGCGCCCGGAAGACCGUUAAUCAUCAAAAACUAUCCGGCUGUUGAGAACUAUCAAAGUGAGUUGUACGAAGUUUACGCCGAACCUUACCAAUAUGCCCAAAGACAUCUGUCGGCGAUCGCCCUUAUCAGCAGCGAGGGUGAUUCCUCGGUGACCGGCGAGGUGUUCUUCACCCAGAAACACCCUCCAGCGGGUCCGGUUUACGUCAGAGGCAACAUAACCGGUCUGUCCGAAGGGAAGCACGGCUUCCACAUCCACCAAGCCGGCGACCUCAGGGAGGGGUGCUCCAAACUUGGGCCUCACUUCAACCCCUUUCUGCUUCAACACGGCGACAGGUUGGAUUUUGUACGUCACGUGGGUGACAUGGGGAACCUAGAGGCCAACGGGGAGGGCAGAGCCGAGUUCGAAUUCGUCGAUCGACUGAUGUCGCUGAUUGGCGGGUCCAGGAGUAUCAUAGGACGUGCCGUGGUCAUCACCGAGAAUCCUGAUGAUUUGGGCAGGAGUGGAACCGCCGUCAGCUUGAGCACCGGCGACUCGGGGAACCCCAUUGCUUGUGGUGUCAUUGCUUAUCUUAAUUGAGUCAUUUCGGACUGUUGAUGUAUCGUGAAACUGGAAUAAAUUGUAUAUAAUGUUG